Molecule: messenger RNA, 5942 nt
Organism: Cygnus atratus (black swan)
Lineage: Eukaryota; Metazoa; Chordata; Aves; Anseriformes; Anatidae
Gene: STX17
Product: syntaxin 17
Exons: 9
Coding region: 2384-3289 (301 amino acids)
Biological process (GO): intracellular protein transport; vesicle fusion; exocytosis
Cellular component (GO): plasma membrane; SNARE complex; autophagosome membrane
Molecular function (GO): SNARE binding; SNAP receptor activity
Source: RefSeq, a predicted model, not a curated record
GACAGCUCCCUGCCAGCGCCCCGGGCCCAGCCGCCGCAUGCCAGUGCAGAAAGGUGUAGUCCAGAACCAAAGGGCACCCUGGCUGUAUCCCACACGUUCCUCACUCACUACAGGCCUAAGCCAAGUGAGCAGUGGUGAGUACUCUCUGCCACUCAAUUUUGAGGCCAGUACUACUCUGAGAAGUGUUUCAGGUCAGCUUACUGAGAAAGCUGUUGUAUAUCUCUGUAUUUCAGCACCUGUAUUCUAAUUCUUUGAUUAUUAACCUCUAAACUGUUAUUUGCAAUGAGAAAAGGAAAAAGUUUUUUGCCCGUAUGGGCCUUAAAAACAAGGCAUCUGUGCUGGAGGUACUUCUAGUAGCAGUGAUUGUUUAAAGUGUCAUAAGUGAGUCAACAUCAAAUUGAUGUGUUAUAUUGCAUUUCUCUGGGUGAACAGAACUCUUCAGAUUUAUUCCGCUUUUUCCUACCAUAUUUAAGUGGAGAACACUAUGCUGUUUACCAGAAGUUCAUGAGCAUUACGUUUGAUUCAUACAACAGCAUUUACUGAAAUUUUUGGUACAAGUAUGUUGCCGUCAUAGCAAGACUUUUCUGGUUGACUACAACUGUAUGACUCUGUGAUUUCUGUGCGCUGCCACAAAGUAAGUGGAGAUUUCUGGUUACUGUCAGAAUUAAAUUCACACUUUCACAGUUUGGAAUUUUAUGUCUGAAAAUCCUUUCACCCUUUACACUUAUCUGACUUAAAAAGUGAAAUGUGAUAGCGUAUGCUGCUCGGACCUUGGCUAUCUGUAAGAGGAAGUGAUUUAUUAUUUAAAGAUCUUGUAUGCUUUAUAUAGCCAUUUAUUUAGUAAAAUAAAGAUCAAGCCAGUGAAAUGCCUCAGGUUCUGUUGCUUUGUGAAAGGUGCUUUCAAACAAUAGCGUGUAGACUAAUCCUUUAUGUAAGAUAUACUUAAAUAAUUUUAAGUGUGUGGGGUGAAGAAACUGGAGUUUCUUGAGUGGUAAGAAUCAUAGGUGAUUUUCAGAAGUGCAGACACCAAGUUAAUGAUAUUCUUUUACUCUAAGUUUACUUCAUAAUCGUAGUUCCAGUUUGGGGCCAUCUCCAGAAAAUGUAAAUAUUAAAAAGAGAGGUAUAUAUAAUUUUUGCCACCACCUAAUACUUUGAUAAUGCUGCUACAGUAUACUUUGGAUAUGUCUUUAUUAUUAUUAUUUAACACAACUGAAAAUUAUGCUGCAUCUGGGUGUCGAUCACUUUAAGUGUUACUUUUGUCACUGAAAUAUAAUUGAAUUUUGGUACAUUAAUUUUGGAAGAGAUAAUCUCUAACAGGCCUAUAGCAUCGGUGUUUGAAAUGACAAGAUUCUGUAAUUUCUUUGUUUAUCAAAUUAUCUUGCACAGUGAAUAUAAUGAAGAACAGUUAAUUACGUAUGGUUUUAUCUAACUUUUUAAAUUACUGAUUUAGUGAUAUGGUAUUCUCUCUGGCUUUUUUGCUCAAACUUAGAUGUAUUUUAGAGAAUCGUAUCAGCGUAUUCCAGGCUCACAGAAGUCUAGAUUUGGUUGAGCUUGGAGCUUGGUAAGUACCUGUAGAGAGAAAUGUCCCUUAGUGUGGCUGAGGGACAGCAGGUCGAGGGAGCAACUCUUCCUCUCUGUUUGGCACUUGUGAGACCAGCAAGGUGGUUAGGGGGAUAAACUGGGAGAAACUGGGUGGUGUGAGUUUGGUCAGCCUUAAUAAGAGAAGGUGGAGGAAGGGGAGAUCUUACUGCUGUGUAUGGGAAGGUGUUGAGUCAGACUCCUCUUGGAGGUGCACGGCAGUAAUAUGAGAGUCAAUGGACACAAGCUGGAUUAGACACAGGGAACGUUUUUUAGUUUUGUUGGUUUCUUUUUAACCCGAAGAAUGGUCAAACGCUGGAGCAGGGGCCUGGUAAGGGCAUGAGUGGCUAUCUAACUGGGCAAUGGCCUGUGCAACCAGAUCUAGCUUGUGCUAGGUGGCUUCUGAAAAUCCCUUCCAACCUAAGCUGUCCUGUUUUUCUAUGAUUACUCGAGAAACAGGUGUUAAAGCUUUGGAAAUUAAUUAUUAAAAUUAUCCUUAGGAAAACACAAACACAAUAAAGUAUGCAAGAAAGCUUAGAUUUCCUUGACAUUGCAUCUGGAACUGACAUACUGUUAUCACAGAACCAUCUAAAGAUAACUUUAUUUAGCAUAUUAUAUUAACUUCAAAAAAAAAUGGCAAAUCUUUCUUGCAUUUUUUCUUAUCGAUAAUUUGUAGCUUAGAGUUUUUAUUAUGAAAGCUGCUACGUUGUUUGAGGAAUCAUCAAACAGAAGACCUGAAGAGAAUGGUUUUUUACCUUGGUAAAGGUAUAUUGUGCAAAUAUUAGCUUGAAAGGGGCUUUUUAGGAUGUCUGAAGACGAUGAAAAAGUUAAGCUCCGUCGAAUUGAACCCGCCAUUCAGAAGUUCAUUAAAGUGGCAAUUCCGACAGAUUUGGAGAGAUUAAGGAAACACCAAAUAAAUAUUGAGAAGUAUCAAAGAUGCAGACUCUGGGAUAGAUUGCACGAUGAGCACAUUAACGCAGGACGAACAGUUCAGCAACUCCGAGCCAAUAUGAGAGAGAUGGAGAAACUUUGUUUGCGAGUCCGACAGGAAGACAUCCCUGUUCUGCAGAGAAUGAUAAAUCCAGUGAAAGAGGAAGCUUCAUCUGCCAUAAAAGACUUCUUACAGCUCCAUUCUGAAUCUGCAGAAGAACUUAAAAGGCAACUAGAAGGACAGGAGGAUGGCUCUUUAACCAGAUCCAUAACUGUAGGAGGAGAAACUUUAUAUAACACGGAAGUGAAGGAUGGGUCCCAAAGUUUAAUCCAGAUGUAUUCUCCCCUUCCUGAAAUACCUCAGAAUGAAAAUGCAGCUGAGUCCUGGGAAACUUUAGAAGAGGACUUGAUUCAGCUUAGCCAGUUGGUGACUGAAUUUUCUGUGUUAGUCAACUCUCAGCAGGAGAAGAUUGACAGGAUUGAAGACCAUGUCAACAGCGCUGCUGUGAAUACUGAAGAGGGAACCAAAAACUUGAGGAAGGCUGCGAAAUACAAGCUGGCAGCUCUGCCUGUGGCAGGUGCUGUCAUUGGGGGAGUGGUGGGGGGUCCUAUUGGGCUCCUUGCAGGCUUCAAAGUGGCAGGAAUUGCAGCUGCACUUGGUGGUGGGAUUUUGGGCUUCACAGGUGGAAAAUUGAUACAGAGAAGAAAACAAAAACUGAUUGAUCAGGUCUCUUCCAGCUGUCCGGAGCUUUCUUGCCAAAGAGCCAAAAAAUCCAGCUGAAGUAUAGGUUCAUCACGACUAGGAACAAAAGUAUAGUAGCCGUGCUAAUGACAGACUUGCAGCCUUACACUUUAAAUAUGAGGCUGGGUUGUGUGAACCUGUGUGAAAUUUUGCCAGCAAGUACUGUUAUUGUGGGUGGGGGGAAACGGUAACGUCAGAACUUCAGAGCUUCCUCUUUUCAGAUGCGAUAAGUUGCAUCAGUCUUUUAAGAGUUACCUGGGUAACUUCUUCUAAUUACAGAAUUCUUAGGUGAGAUACAUGCACAGCCGUAAUGAUGGAUGACAGGUGUUUCGUGCUGAUUUGCACAAAAUGUCUUUCAAACGGUACCGAGGGAGAGACUUGGAAAACCCUAGUGCUUUCUCAUGAACACCACCCAGAAGCUGGAACUUAUAUUGUAAUUAAUUAUAUUUUAAUCUAAUGCCUGUCCUCCAGAGACAGGGAAAUAAGCUCCCAUCCAUCUUUCAUGUUCAGAGUACUUCAAAAUUUACUUCCCUUUAUCAGAAUUCCCAAACGCCUCCUGUGUGUGCCUGUUCAAAACUUGCACAGGGAAGCAUUAGGUGCUAUCGAGUAAGGUUAAAAUGGCGGGUGAGCAAUGUGGAGAAAAAAUGUGUGUAUAGCCAGCAUCUGUCUGAAUCAGCCAACUCAGAUCAGCAUCAUCAUUAGUUUUUUCCCAUUUUCAUUUAGUUUUUUUUAAUUUGUAAACUCCCCAUUUGUUCAAAGCAUAGUUCAAUCUUAGCCUCAGAAGCAACCCUUGAGGACUGCCAUCAGAGAAUACUCAUUUCCCAUGGCUCUUCAGCUCCUUGGCACAUCUCAAGAGCACUGCAGACGGAACGAAGUGCCAAACCCUAACCAUUCUGAGCCAGAAGCCUCGGCUUGCUGCAGGAGUGCUCCUGAGUAGAUGCUGCUCUCGAUUCUCAUAGCCGGGCACCGGCAGCACUCCAGUGGGAGAGCUAAGUAGCUUCACUGGAAGGCGGUGCUGCAGCAGGGCCCGCUCCCUCAAUCAUAUUUUAUCCCUCAAAGGUACCAUUAGGUGCCAGGGGAGAGGGUGGUGAAGCAGCGAGGCCCCGCGAGUUACCUGUUAAAUGGUGCCCCUGGCAGCUGACCAGAUCCUGGGACUAGUUUGAAAAUGGCAACCUGAUACUGUUUGCUUCACGAUAAGUAAUCCGUGCUUGUUCACGUCAGCGGCGCACCUCCUGCAGACUGCUUACUGCUGAGGCUUCUGCUCCCUCCUGCACUGCACGGCAGCCUCUCAGCCUUUUCAGUUGAGAGUUUGGGACAUGCUGUACUGUGAAGCCUGCAUAGGGCUAGGUACUGUUUAUAGUAAAUGCCCGUUAUCCUUACCUUCCUUAUUUUGCUGCUUAAGAAGCCCUUUGCUUCUGUAACUUCUGCUGUUAAGUACAGGAGUGCUACCGUUUUUAUUUUCACCUAAGCUUCCUGUUCAGCACGUGGUCCUACCUCCAUCCUUCCGGGACGGUUCCCACACUAUUGCUGCUGCUGUCAGGAGGAACAGAAAGUUGAGCUGGGAAGCUGCUGCUUUACGUUUUUAAAUUGUUCAGUUCAUCCUGAGUGCGGCAAGCUUGCUCGAGUCCUGUUUUAUUAGGUGAACACUGAAGUCAGUGUUCAGCGCUGAGGUUCCCGAGCAGGGAACAUGGUACAAGGAAGCAUACCUUUUAGAAAAAGCUCCCUUUUUUAACCACUGCUUUGAUAGCAUCAUUGGAAAGAACCGUCUGCUAAUGACAGAUGAUAGGUUUUUAUGUCUAGGGACACGGUAAGCAACUGUUAGUUACAGCACAAGUACCUUUUUCUGAACAGUUCUGUAUUACUUUUAAAAUAUGAUUGAAAUUGUUAUCAGUCAGAGCAUGGUGUCUAUUUUAAGUAGGAGCGAGGCUCAGGGAAGCAAUGUAACAAAAAUAGUUUUCACAAGUAAUCACGAACAUUGUCAAAACUGCACGUGUUAAAGCUGCAGUGCCUACAUCUGUAAAAUCAGCUGGAGUGGAAAACAUGACCCAAGUAAUUCAGCUCAUUUGCGCCUGUCAUGCAGAAACCCUCUUCUUUAAACGCGUCUUCUUCGGAUGUAAAUACAUUUAACGAGUCUGUAACAACUUCACCCUAUGGCUGCUCAUUCCUGUGAUUGGUAGUUUCUACAGUUAAAGGAAGAAACUAAGGAAGAAGUUCUUAAAUAGAAACUAUGUUUGAUUCUUUGUAUGAUUUAAAAAAACCAGGUCUGCUUUCCUACAGUACAUUGCUAAACCACGUGCAUUUAUGUGCCAGCAGCCACAUCAGAGAUGUUGCAGGCUCUACUCUCUCCUCCUGAACUGGACUUAAUGCCAGGACAAUCUAAAGUCAGAGCCGAGCUACUGCUACAGCUUAUACAGUCAGCUUAGUAUGGGCUCAUCUCAUAAAAGAUCUAGCACAAAAACUAUUCUUCCUCCUUGCGUCUUUAAGGAAGCAAUUUAAAAACAUUGUGUACACACUAAACUGGGGAGGCUGUUAUUUAAGCCAUGAUUUUUAAAAUAGGUGGGUUAUUUACAUAUGUGAAAAAAUCUGGGCAUCUGAGUAACAGAACUAGCAUCUAAAUUGCUAGGGAUGUUAGUCAGAAGAUAUGCAAAAUAUACAUAAUUCUUUCAGACCAAAUAAAAGUUUUUGCCUAUCA